Messenger RNA from Perca flavescens (yellow perch), 3072 nucleotides. RefSeq names its product extracellular sulfatase Sulf-2-like. Gene Ontology annotation, cellular component: endoplasmic reticulum; cell surface; plasma membrane. Gene Ontology annotation, molecular function: N-acetylglucosamine-6-sulfatase activity; glycosaminoglycan binding. The record is from RefSeq and is a predicted model, not a curated record. The transcript has 23 exons. NCBI's taxonomy places the organism in Eukaryota, Metazoa, Chordata, Actinopteri, Perciformes, Percidae. Gene Ontology annotation, biological process: glomerular basement membrane development; negative regulation of fibroblast growth factor receptor signaling pathway; heparan sulfate proteoglycan metabolic process.
UUCAGGUGCCUGCUGAGCCGAACACACUGUAUCACUCUCUGCACAAGACGUUGAGCCUCGACGGCGGGAAGCAGCUGAUUGGUCGAUCUCUCGGGAAGUCAGGGGUCGAUGGCCAUGGCGGGCCGACUCCUCCUCUUCCUAUUGGUCUCUGUGACGCUCGGCCACGCCCACUUCCCGUUUGGCCAGCGCCUGAAGCCCCGCCUCCAGAGAGACCGCCGAAACAUCCGGCCCAACAUCAUCCUCAUCCUGACAGAUGACCAGGACCAGGAGCUGGGUUCGAUGCAGGCGAUGAAUAAGACUCGCCGCAUCAUGGAGGAGGGCGGGACUUCCUUCUCCAACGCCUUUGUGACCACGCCCAUGUGCUGUCCGUCACGGUCCAGCAUGCUCACUGGGAAGUACGUGCACAACCACAACACCUACACCAACAACGAGAACUGCUCGUCCAUGUCGUGGCAGAGGCAGCACGAGCCGCGCACCUUCGGAGUUUACCUCAACAACACGGGAUACAGAACAGCCUUCUUGGGAAACUGACACACUGAGCCGCACGUGCCGGCCGGCUGGAGGGAGUGGCUCGGUCUGGUGAAGAACAGCCGCUUCACACACACACUGAGCCACACACACACACACACACACACACACAGCCAGGACUACCUGACCGACCUGAUCACGGCCGAGUCCAUCCGGUACUUCCGCUCUUCGAAGCGAGUCUACCCUCACCGGCCGGUCAUGAUGGUCCUGAGCCACGCGGCACCGCACGGACCGGAAGACUCGGCACCGCAGUACAGCACCGCCUUCCCCAACGCAUCCCAGCACAUUACUCCCAGUUAUAACUACGCUCCGAACCAGGAUAAGCACUGGAUCAUGCGUUACACCGGCCCCAUGAAGCCCAUUCACAUGGAGUUCACCAACAUGCUGCAGAGGAAACGCCUGCAGACACUACUGUCUGUGGACGACAGCAUGGAGAAGCUGUAUAACAUGCUGGUGGAGACCGGUGAGUUGGAGAACACCUACAUCAUCUACACAUCAGAUCAUGGCUACCACAUCGGUCAGUUCGGCCUCGUCAAAGGUAAAUCCAUGCCGUACGAGUUUGACAUCAGAGUCCCGUUCUUCAUCAGAGGACCCAACGUGGAGCAAGGCAGCAUUAACCCCCACAUGGUCCUGAACAUCGAUCUGGCUCCGACCAUCCUGGACAUCGCUGGCCUCGACACCCCUGCAGACAUGGACGGGAAGUCCAUUCUGCCUCUGCUGGAAACCGAAAAACCUGCCAACAGGUUUCAAGCGAACAAGAAGCCGAAGGUUUGGCGAGACUCGUUCCUGGUGGAGAGAGGGAAGCUGCUGCACCAGCUGGUCCAGGGGAAGGAAGUGUCCCAGGAGGAGAACUUUCUGCCCAAACACCAACGAGUCAAAGAUCUCUGUCAGAGAGCCGAGUACCAGACUCCCUGCCAGCAGACCGGACAGAAGUGGCAGUGUGUGGAGGACGCCACAGGAAAACUUCGACUCUUCAAGUGCAAGAGUGAAGGGGGCGGGGCUAAGACCUUCCAGAGGGGUGUGGCCGGCCGCCAGCGUCCAAUCAGCAUCAAGUCUCAGCUGUACCAUCGCGGCUCCAACCCGUGCGACUGCGACUUCGGCGACCUCCAACCUGUGAAGCCACGACUCUCCCCGAUGAGGCCGUUCAACAAGAAACCGUUCUUCCCCAAAAAGAAGUUCAAAACACUGAAGAGUUACUCCAGGAACCGAUUCAGCCGCUCCGUAUCCAUGACCAACAGUUACCCCGGUAACCACAGCAUCAGCAUGAUGGCGGGCGGGGCCAACUGGGCUCAGCCAAUCAGAGACGAGUCUGAGGACGAGUUCAGCGGGAUGGGAGGAGUUCCCAACGCGAUGGCGCUGCCAGACUCCCACAAAGUCACACACAAGUGUUUCAUUCUGCCUAACGCCACAGUGAAGUGUGAUACCGGAGUGUAUCAGUCUCUGCAGGCCUGGAAAGACCACAAGCUGCACAUCGACCACGAGAUUGAGACGCUGCAGACGAAGAUUAAGAACCUAAAAGAGGUCAGAGGUCACCUGAAGAAGGCCCGUCCUCUGCAGUGUGACUGUAAUAAAUAUCUGUUUAAGUCCAAACUGAAGAACAAGCUGAGGCUCAGAGGAGGAGGAGGACAUCCCUUCAGAAAGGGCGGGCCUCGGGACAAGAAGGCUUGGCUUAUGAAGGAGCAGAAAAGGAGAAAGAAAAUGAGGAAGAUGAUCAAGAGGAUCAGAAACAACGACACCUGCUCGAUGCCCGGACUCACCUGCUUCACUCACGACAACCAGCACUGGCACACAGCGCCCUACUGGACACUGGGUUCGUUCUGCGCCUGCACCAGCGCCAACAACAACACCUACUGGUGUCUGAGGACGAUCAACGAGACGCACAACUUCCUGUUCUGUGAGUUCGCCACCGGCUUCCUGGAGUACUUUGACCUCAACACGGACCCGUACCAGCUGAUAAACGCUGUCAGCUCUUUAGAUCGGAUGGUCCUUAAUCAGCUUCACGUUCAGUUGAUGGAGCUCCGAGGUUGCAAAGGACACAAACAGUGUAACCCUCGCAUUCGCUCAAUGGAUCAUGGAGGGCGGGAACAUGGCAGCUUCGACGACUACAGGGUGUUUGAAAGGAGGAAGUGGCCGAAAAACAAGAAACCUUCAUCCCGAAACCUAGGUCCGAUCUGGGACGGCUGGAAGGGCUGAGCCUCCUGAUUGGCCGGAGCAGGCUCCUGGCCCCGCCCACAGCAGCCUGAAGGAGCAAGGCGUGGUCAUCAAGGUGGCGGCACCCCAACCCCCCUCCCCCCACUGCUCAACCGGUCAGCCAAUCCGUUUCUGCCAUCUCUGUGACAUCGCUUGGCCCCUCCCACCCUGUUGCUCAGGGAGACGCUGGGACCAAAACACUCUUCAUCAGAGAGGAGGAGGAGGAUAGACUAAAUAUAAAAUAUCAGCAGCUUCCUGCCCCAAACUAAUCUAAUUAUAUUAGUAUUUCAAAAAGAAAAAUAAAUGAAAAAUACAUCAUAAAAACAUCCGUGAAAUUGCGUUCGCUAAUCCAAC